AUCGAUCUCUUUCUGUCGUGUUUAUUCUAUCCUUUUUUAAUUAUAUUUAUCAUAGAGCUUCUGUUCGAGAUUUCUUAAUUAUCGGUGAAGGAGUAUAGAUUACAAAUAUUUAUCAGAAAUAAAAAAAAAAAAAAGAAAAGGAAGAAUUCUGAGAAUAGAAACGAAAGUAUGCCUUAUCGUGGAAGAUACCGAUUACUUGGCAGAACUUUCCUCUUUUUGAGGAGUUCUUGCAGCGAGAAAGCGAAAGUCAAUACACAUUUCGUCGCAAAUAUUACUGCUGUUAGAAACUUCUCUGUGAACAACGCGCUCAAUAUGAGAUUCGUACAAUUUACAAGUAAAAAUGGGGGACCUCAACAUUUAGGAGUUCAACUUAAAGAAGGUGGAGAUAUCAUAGCUGUGUCUGCAGUUGAUUCCAGAAUUCCGAAUUCGUUAAAGAAAUUCCUGGAGGGUGGAGACGAUCUUGUAAAAAGUGCUAAAAGGAAAGACGAUAUCGAUUUAAAGGCGGCUGUAGAGAGAAUCGUUGCUGAAGGACGUAGCGUAAUACCGGCGGAAGACGUACAUUUUUUGGCACCGGUUAUGCGUAUGGACAAAUUAGCAUGCAUCGGUUUAAAUUAUAGCGGACAUUGCGAAGAACAAGGUGUAUCGCCACCGGAAAGUCCAGUAGUUUUCAGUAAAUUUCCUAGUAACAUCAUAGGACCAACCGACGAGAUUAUUUUACCUUCAAUAUCAGAGAAAGUUGAUUGGGAAGCUGAACUCGCUAUAGUAAUUGGAAAACGAUGUAAGACUAUCAGCGAUAAGGAAGCAGAGGAUUGUAUCUUUGGGUUUACAAUUGCUCAAGAUAUAACAGCGCGAGAUUGGCAGAAAUCGAAACGCAAUGGUGGACAAUUUCUACUUGGUAAAGGUAUGGACACGUUCUGUCCACUUGGACCUGCUGUUGUAACGAAGGAAUCAAUAUCCGACAUUAAUAAUUUAACGGUGAAAACCUGGGUAAAUGGUAAGCUCAAGCAAGAUGGAAAUACCAGUGAACUUAUUUUCAAACCUCACGAAAUUGUCGCUUAUAUAUCCCAAUUUAUGACUUUGUUACCUGGAGAUGUAAUACUUACUGGCACUCCAGCAGGUGUAGGAUUCACGAGAAAGCCACCAGAGUUCUUGAAACGUGGAGACGUUUUAGAAACAGAAAUUGGUAAUCUUGGUCGUUUGAGAAACAAAGUAUUGUGAUCGAUGAAACGUACUUACUUGCGUCGAACGAAACAGAGAUAUCUUUUAAUUAGUAAAUGGAGAAACAUGUGCUUUCUCGAUUCAUUUACGUAUGUCAAACUCGAAUCGUAUCGAUGAUUUGUCACAGAUAGAUCAGAAUAGUUUACUGUGACGGAGAGUUGAACUUUAUGAACAUAUACGUAGCCAUGCUACUUAAAAAGAGCUGUCAUCGAUAUAUAACUAUUAUCGAUAUGACUUUAUAGAAAGAAAAUAUUAAGUCGGGCAAACCAUGAAAUCCGUGCGAAACCCGUGCCUUUUAAAUAUAAUCAUUCGAUUUCGCUACUUUUAUAUACAUCACGCAUUUUAUGUAUUUGUACAACAAAACAAUAAAGAAAGACUGUUUCUACAGCAUCGAUUAGA
Molecule: messenger RNA, 1617 nt
Organism: Vespula vulgaris
Lineage: Eukaryota; Metazoa; Arthropoda; Insecta; Hymenoptera; Vespidae
Product: fumarylacetoacetate hydrolase domain-containing protein 2A
Exons: 7
Coding region: 169-1218 (349 amino acids)
Molecular function (GO): hydro-lyase activity
Source: RefSeq, a predicted model, not a curated record